Messenger RNA from Colletotrichum destructivum, 2559 nucleotides. RefSeq lists its product as uncharacterized. Lineage: Eukaryota; Fungi; Ascomycota; Sordariomycetes; Glomerellales; Glomerellaceae. Bases 1 to 2559 code for a protein of 852 amino acids. The record is from RefSeq and is a predicted model, not a curated record. The transcript has 2 exons.
AUGUCUCAGCCCACAUCUGCGGCAAAGUACUGGCAAUCAAGCUCGACCGCGCCCAACUCUACUACAGAUACUCCUCACCUUGAAAUGACCUACACUCACACACAGCGCCUCUACGAGACUGGACUGAACCACGAUCUUCAAGAACAGCAAUCUUCAGCCUUGUCACGCAUGGACGCGCUAUCUCGGCAGAGAAACUUCGGCAGGAGGACUCCCAACCUGCAGGAUGGGCCGUCCCCGACAAGCAGUCUCUUCAAUGACCGGUUCGGCGAGAGGAGAAUCCUAGCGAAGGGCAGUGCUCCCAAUCUGCGGUCCAUAAUCCCUCCAACCACUGGAAGCCCGAUCCCCCCAAUGGAUUUGGGCAUCACGAACCCGGAGCCCAAGCCCUCGUUUGGCGGCGCACCACCUUUGAGCCCGCCCAUAAGCGAAGGCGAGGAAAACUCCAUCUUGUCCAAUGACCGGGGCAAGGCUACUGCCAUGGAAUUGUUCCAAAAGCCCUUCCAUUCGUACGAUGAAUCGCGGUACGCCCAAAGACAGCUCCAACUUCAGCAAGGCUGUGAAACACCGACCAAUGAGUUCCGUACCGAGUCUAAUGCCUCUCACACCGCCGAUCGGUCGCGCUCUUCUUCCUCGGCUCAAAGAUUCCCGAUCAAGAAGCCCGAGCCCAUCGUGCAGAGUGAGCCAACCGUCAAAGAGAAAGAGGUAGGACUGAGCUUCUACGAAGUUUCGAACUCUCCCCAAGACGACAACACAAGGUCUGCCGCGGCUUUCCACGGCGCAUUAAGGCGGCCAGCGGAUCGCUAUCAUCCCGCACUGAGAGAACCCUCUGUAUCGACUCCUUUGUCUCUCAGCUCCAGAGCCUCCGCUGAACCAUCGCCCGUGUCUAGCCGGACUCUUCCUCCCGCCACUGCCGUGUCCAUCGAGUCCCAGGCCUCGCCUCAAGACUAUCCAACCUUUUCCUCCUCAACUGGCCUCAUUGGUAUGGUUCACCAGCACCUCCGGACCGACAGCGCGACAUCCUCUCUCUACGGCUCAUCACCGCAGACGUCCAACUUCGCUUCCAGAUUCCCGCUUGACCCAUACGAUCCCAAAUCCAUGGCGGACAUGGGAGUCAUGGCCAAUCCUUGGGAAGCUCAAUCACCGAAUUGGAGAAACUCGAGCACUCAGAUGGAAAAAGAACACGACGAGUUCGCCAGCCAACUUGCGGACGGCGCGCGUCGGAUUCGUGAGAGACUUACAUCUUGGGUCGAGUCCUACCGCGACAGUCGAUCUCUGUCACCCAAUCCCGCUGAGCUUCUUAGGGAGCCGUCCCUGCCACGCACAAAUCCGCCGUUGGGUAUCCUGAGGCAGAAGACGAGCCGCGGUUCCUUGAUUGACUGCAACCGGGAAACCUGGCAGGACAGCCAACACUCCAAGGCUAUCAAUAUGCUUCGUCUUGCUUCCUCAACUAUCAGCAGCGUCCCUAGCCCGAACAAAUCCAGCUUUGAGGAAGAGGAGUCUCAGUCCCUGGUCCACGAGGAGCGCGAGAAACCCCUCUUUCCCACGUCCGAAACGACCCCAGUACUCCCUUCGCAGGAGACGAACAAGGACAAGGAGGACGCGUCAAUGCAUGCUGGACUCAGGGCCUUCAGGCAGGCCAGAAAGCAGUUAUUGCAAGCUCAAAAGAGUCCCUCGAACGUCCCAAUGGUACCUGGUCAGUUGCCCACUUCCGUGACCAGCCCGAUCGUUAGCCCGCCAGCCUCGCGGACCGCCCUUAGCCGUGAGCACACUCCCGGUCAGCGGACCGCCUCCCGUGAGCGACAACCGCCUCCUAUCACCGACCAACAGCGAGCCCCAAGCGAAGAGCCUCAGCCCAGCAACGGCGCGGGACGAGCGGCCUCUCGGCCUCCUUCCUGGGCGGAGCGAGACCGCAGUGGUUCGGAAGCCAGCAACGUCGACAAGUCUCAUCGUCCUGCCCGCCUCCGCACCAGCACCGCUUCAUCUCCAUAUGAGGACCGCGGGAUGGGCCUCAGCCCUAAUGAGCCCGUUCUAGGUCGGCCAUCGAUGUUGCAAUCUCCUAGCCUCUCCGGCACCAACAUCCGCCGGUCUCCCAUCAUGCCUCCUCAGCCGUACCCGACGGGUGCUGGUCCCGCAAAGCCUCUCAACCGAUCCGCUUCCUCGGGCAACCUUGUUGUUCAGUACCGUUGUGGAGGAUCCGAUUCGGGACAACCUUCUCCGGUCUCUCCCAUGGCUCCCAUCCCUUCGCCCUUGACCCCCGUCAGCCAGUCUACACCUUCUUUCGUUCCCUCUCGUCGACCUUCGGGACCUCCCAUCCCGUUGCCCAACUCCGAGACCCCUGUCAGGGAUAUUUCUGAGCCAACCUUCGUCUCGUUCACCUCGCGGGUCCCUACCGUGGCCCUUCCGGAGACAUCGGAGUCGCGAUCCAGAUCUGGCAGCGUUCUCGGCGCUGCUGCUUCGACACCCAACCUCCACGCUAGCAUGCUUGCUCACGCCAAUGCUCCCCCUGUUCCUCCCAUCAACCCUAAGCGCCUGAACAUGAUUGGCUCUAUACGGGUGAGGUAA